This is a messenger RNA of Exophiala spinifera, 723 nucleotides long. RefSeq lists its product as uncharacterized. Gene Ontology annotation, molecular function: O-methyltransferase activity; S-adenosylmethionine-dependent methyltransferase activity. Lineage: Eukaryota; Fungi; Ascomycota; Eurotiomycetes; Chaetothyriales; Herpotrichiellaceae. The transcript has a single exon. Bases 1 to 723 code for a protein of 240 amino acids. The record is from RefSeq and is a predicted model, not a curated record.
AUGGCGCCAAGGUCAGCAAUACACGAAACAGACCCUCGAUGGACAGCAGUCGAAGACUACACCUCGACUCAUUUGUUUAAUCCUACACGUAACAAACACCAUGGCGUUCUGGAGUAUGCCUACAGGAAUUCGCUGGAGAAGGGUCUCCCAGACAUAGCGGUCGACCCCUCCCAAGGGAAGUACCUGUCCUUACAAGUCCAACUUACAGGAGCGAAGAAUAUCUUGGAGGUCGGCACUUUAGGAGGGUACUCUACCAUUUGGCUGGCAAUUGGAGCUGGCAAGAAUGGAAAGGUCACUUCGGUCGAGGUUGAUCCACAUCACAAAAAUGUCGCGGAAGAGAAUAUCGCACAUGCCGGCUUCGACGACCAGGUUGAUGUGCUGCUAGGCAAAGGCACCGAUAUUCUACCUCAGCUGGUGGAAGACGUGAAAAGUGGCAGACGUGAACCGUUUGACUUUGUCUUCAUCGACGCAGACAAGGAGAACAACUUGGCAUAUUACGAGUCAGCUUUGCAAAUGAUCAGACCCAAAACAUGUGUCUACGUGGACAAUGUGGUUAGAAGCGGCCGUAUCAUUGACGAGCAAGCGAUACGAGAGGACUCGCGUGUUAUAGGCGCACGGCAGUUAAUCGAGGCGGUUGGCAAGGAUGACAGGGUCGACGCGGUGGUGCUUCAGACCGUGGGAUCAAAAAAUUACGACGGAUUUCUACUUGCGGUUCUCAAGUAG